CGAGUGGUGGGAGACCCAUUCCCCUACGCUAAAGGAAGCCUAUGUAGCACCGAGUGUAUGGUGCACGCACGCGCCUUAAUUCGAUACAUACUCGAUCGUGGCUCCGUAUUUUCUUAGUAUCGUAGCAACGAUAAUUGCGCUCAUAACUCAGUAAGAUCGAGAAGACACAGUUAAUUAAUCCAGUUUUAAAUUUAUUUGCAAUCGCGUAUUCGGUACAUACGUGUUUGGUGCUCAGGAGUAAGCUUUCUACCCUUCAACACGAUACCAAACAGAAAUGUUGUUAUGAUACGAGGAGUGGGAAAGGGGGGUCAACGCUCGGUGAACGAUCGAUCACGAUUGGCUUAUCCGUGCGACUCUCGACCAAUCAGAGCGCGUGCUGCGCCCUUACACGAAAGUUUGCUGCACGAGAGAUGCCAGUUUGCUACUGCAAGCUUCAGAGGUGCGGUCGUUGGUCGCGUAAGCCGGCUCGCGGUGUUUUCGCUGAUCUUUAUUUCACGUUUCUCGCGGCGUGCGAACCAAAGACACUCGUAAUAAACAUGCCAAAAAGGAACGAUAUUCGUGCGUGACGCGAGUGUUCAUUUCUGUGCAUCAUCUUUUACUGUGCUGCGAUGACGACCAGAUAAAAUCGGAGGAAUCUACAUCGAGAAAAGUGUCCAUUCCUCGAAGAAGCAACUACGAUCAAUCUCGAUAUCCAAUAGCUGCGGGUACGACGAUGUAGCUCGAUCGCCACUGGCUCGUGAUCUUCGACAAUCGAAUACCCCGCUGGUGGCAGUGAUCGCGUACCUCCUCUAUAAUUAAACCAUAUAAUGUCAACAGUGAACUCUACCUCUGGUCCAAGUGCAUCCCGAACCGUCUGACCGGCAAGACACUCUCCAUUGUUUCGUAUCGUUCGUAAGGAGACCUCGAAUUCGAAAGAACCAGAAGGAAGACAGUGAAAAAGAGACAAUGGGGGGUUCGAUGGGCGGAGCGAGAAUCUCGUGGAGCUCGUGUCGACCGUUGUCGCGAUGGAGAACGAGAUUCUUGGGCCACUGGGCCUGAGAUAUGCCAGCAUCGGUUAGCUCGGUGAUCACGGAAGCAGCAUCGUCGUCGUCGAGGCUGAGGACGGAAACGGCGGUGUCGGGCAGCGUAGCUGGCCGCCAGCUGGCCAGGCUAGAAAUCGAAACGAUCGAACGCCGGGUCUGCGCGACCCGACGCGAUCUCUUCGUUCCCGUAACCGUCGAUCCGCGUCCGAGUCGAGCCGUUCAUUGCCCGGACCUGAACGCCUGUCUGGUCAACGAGUCUCGAUCAGGAACGGAUCAGGUCGACUGUCAGGCCAUCCAUUUCGGUUACGCCAUUCCCGUGAACGUGGUGCCUCUGGAGAGUAAUCCUGACUUGGUGGAGCUGGUACUGGACCAUUCGACGGAGUUGAGCAGAAGAACGGCGAGUUUCCUGCUGGAACAUCAUCCCCAGCUGCGUCAACACACACAGGGACCUAGCCAGGCGCAGCAGGAAACCUGGAGCAUGGCUGCGACGGCCAAACACGACCUCCGUCGCAAAUUCCCCACGGACACUUCGACCUCGGGCGACGAGGACAUCGCCGCGAUCGCGAAACAGAUCAGCGAUCACGCGGAGGCGAUCUACCAGACCUGGAAGAGUCGAGGUCUGGCUCCUACCGAAAUCCUGAACUGCCACAGCAAUGCCACGGCAGCGGACAAGUUCGGCACCGCCCUCACUCCGACCUCUAGCCCGAACAGUACCGGGAAAACCACCCCCACGACGCCUACCUCCGCACCCACGGUGGACAUACUGACCCAAGCACCCAGUCUGGACAACGGGAAUCUGGAGAAGUUAGUCAACAACUUCGUGGUGGAGGAUAAGGCCAGGAUCGCCGCGUCCAGACAGAGGUCGCCGUCCAAGACACUGCCUUCGUCGAUACAGUUCGCGCUGCAGAAGUUCGAGAGGAACUCGACGCAGCAGCAACAGCCGCAAACGUCGCCUCUGAAAAACAGUAACGUUGCUAGCCAAGCUAAGACGAAACAGACCAGUUUGCUGUCUCCCACGUCGCCGUUCGCGAAUAAACCCUCGCAGAUAGUGAAGCCUCAAGUUGCCACCAAGACUCCCGGUGCUCAUCAUCGAGAAGUCUUUUUGGAGACGAUCGAGACCACCUUCCCGGCGGACAUAACGCCGUCGAAGAUCGCGGUGCAGCAGAAGAGGCCCACGAGUACCGUCAUCACGUCCCCGAAUCUCGACGAAUCCUCCAUGAACUCUGGUCUGACCACGUGGCCCCUGAAGAACAAGUUGAACGAAGGUAAAAGGAUAACGGAUCCUUCUGCCAGGUCCCCGCAGGAGAGCAAGGUUUUAAUAGUCAAGGAAGAGAAGAGAAACGUUGGUUCCAAUUCGAGCGUCUACCUGGACGAGGUGGCUCGCGAAGAAGAAAGACUGAUAAACGCGCUGAAGACUGGCUCCGUGAUCACGGAGGAGCCUACGGAAAGGACGGUGCCGGCUCUGGGUCGGCAGAAACCCGCGAUAAAGCGGGAGAAGCCGAAAGUGGAGCCGGUCAAGCCCAUAAUCAUCGGUCACAAUCACCAUGCCGCGGGUUUGGUGCCAGCCUCCGCGGCUAUGGUGAACAACGUGGUCGCGACGCCUCCUGGAGCCACCUCGACAGGCGCGACCGACGCGAAAGCCCUCAGCAAAGACGAUUUGUCUAACAUGUCAGUGGUGGAUUACGCGAAAGUGAGAUACAGAGCGGCUCAGCAGAAUCCACCGACGCAGCAGAGGCUGGAGGAACAGAAGACGAACAACGGACCCGCGUUUAAUGCCACGGAACAGUUGGUAUCGACCACCAGGUCCAAGUUCGAGACGGAGAUACGGAAGGAUAAAGAGGCUAACAAGGAGGAGAAAGAUCCUGUGACGUCCAGGUGGGGACCCAGGAUUAACUCUCCCAGGCCGAGGAUCGAACAAGUGCCUCAUCCUGAACUAACCACGCAGCAGAAACAGCACAUCAGAGCUGCUGCUGCAACUGGAACCGGAAAUAACCCUAUCAGACCCUUCCUCACCAGAGGAUCUGUCGCGGAACGCGUGCUUAUCUUCGAGAAGUGUCCGAGCGAGUUGUUGCUCGAUAAACGGGGACCACGACAACCUGCUAUCAACACCUGGAGAACUGGACACGAGGUUCAAAACAAGGCUCAGACGUACGCGAAAGACAAGACACAGCAAAAGAGCUUGCCACCGCACACGACGCUCCAGAGGCACGUGAAAGCGAACAGAAACGUUCACAUACCACGAUUUUACUUCCCCGGGGGAAAACCUGUGCCACUGUCUCAGAUCGAAGCAACUAUCUCCAAGAUCACUGCUGCUUUUCAAGCUUUACCUGGUCAUCGUGCCUCUCGUGGUCAAUUUCAUACCAUCACCAAGGCAUGCGACUUGCCGCUCUACUGGAAAGUGCCGCUUUUUCUCGCCGCUGGAGGAGAUCAGACUGGAUACGUCGAGAUGAAUGCGUUCCUUGAAUUUUGGAAAGAAUUGUCGAACACCCACCACGAUGCGGCGAGUAAGUUUAUCAGAAUCACAACCCGAGGCCAAAGGAACAAUAUACUCCCAGAGGAUUUAAUCCCGUUGGUGCAAGACGUGGUCGAAACUCACCCUGGUUUAAUUUUCCUGAAAGAGGCUACUGAGUUCCAUUCACGCUACGUACACACGGUGAUUGCCAGGAUAUUUUAUUGCGUAAACCGAAGCUGGAGCGGAAAAAUCUCCGUGGCUGAACUGAGAAGAAGCAACCUACUAUCGGUGAUCGCGAUUCUGGAGCACGAGGAAGAUAUCAAUCAAGUUACUGCAUACUUCAGUUAUGAACACUUCUACGUUAUAUAUUGUAAAUUCUGGGAAUUGGAUCGGGAUCACGAUCUGUUCAUCGAUAAAACGGACCUCACAAAACACAAUGAUCAUGCUCUGUCGAAACGUAUGAUUGCAAGAAUAUUCAGCGGCGCUGUGACAAGAGGUGGUAUGAAAAGUGGGAACGCUGUCCAGCAACCACAAGACAAGAUGAGCUAUACAGAGUUUGUAUGGUUCUUGCUAAGUGAAGAGGACAAAAACCAUCCGACUGCGAUCGAGUAUUGGUUUAGGUGCAUGGAUCUCGAUGGAGACGGUUACUUAUCGAUGUAUGAAUUGGAAUAUUUUUAUGAAGAACAGUUGCAUCGUAUGGAAGCAAUUGGAAUUGAAACGUUACCCUUUGAGGACUGUCUCUGUCAGAUGCUGGACAUGAUCAAACCAGAAACGCCAGGAAAGAUAUCUCUGAGCGAUUUGAAGAAAUGCAAGAUGACCUCAAUCUUCUUCGAUACGUUCUUCAACCUUGAAAAGUACCUGGAUCAUGAACAAAGAGAUCCCUUCGCAUCGGCUAGAGAACAUGAUCCUGAUGGUCACGAGCUGUCAGAUUGGGAUCGAUUCGCAGCAGAGGAAUACGAAUUAUUGGUUGCUGAAGAGAGCGGCAACGAACAGAACGAGCAAAUGUCAUACGAUUGUCUACCAGAGGAUGUAUUCUCUCGAAACUUGGACAUUCUGGAUGGCGAAUCGGCGGAUUUGCUUCAGCAUCCAGACAUUCAAUUCUCGGGACAUCCUGACAGUCUGUCGACGGUCAGUCAGUCGGAUACAUUUCGACAUCAAGCCAGAAGUCAAUAUUAUGAUAGCGGUGACAGCGAUGAUUACGCCGAAAGCGACAACUAAUCGUUUCCUCGUUUGCGAAUGCAAGGAUGUUUGGAAAAACUGAACACGUCGUUGCAAAGAAGAGAAAUAUUCUAUUUUCUCGAAGCAACAGUAGUUUAAACGUGUAGUUAUCCUCUGUAUAAUUAAGAGAAUCGUGUAAUCUCAUCAUAAACUACCGUACUAACGAUGGCAGAGCGAUUCUCAGUGGAUUUCCGUAUCAUUUUUUAUUGGGGGAUCGUUAGAUACGAAUCUAUUCGGUGACCAGAUUCGAAUCACCGCCCUGAAGUACAAAGAUAUCCGAGACUCGUUGAUUUUACCGUUCCCCGUAGAUGAAGAAACGUUCGAACAAUUUUAGUAACGAUUUCCACGUGACGAAAAUGGAGAUUGACUUGAAAGCUUGACGUUUUUAAAAGUAGAGGAUACACUUUUCAUCGAAGUAUUUGGAGUAGAAACGUCGAUAGCGUUUUCGUAAUAGAAACAUGUCAAAAAUUGAGCAAUCUAUACACAGAAGUGACCUGUAAUCCUGUUUACAAUCGGGAAAGGCUCAAUAUCACCGAAUCGAUCCGUACCUAUGAAUAGUCUGGGGAUAGAAAUCAGGCCACGAUGUGAUAAACGGGCCGCCAUUGUUCAACUUAUCAUGAUAUACAUAUUGUGUACUUCACAUUGUAAAUAGACAGCAAAUCAUGGACCCUUAUUUUUACUUAAACGUGUGAGAGUCAUUUGAAAUUGCGGCUCUUUCAAUUGCUGCAGCCGUUCGUUAGCGUGUUGACUGUUAUGGGAGUUUCCUGCGACCGGAACAAUGGAAAAAAGGAAGAACAUUUUGAAUACUACAGAAAUUAUGCAAAUUGCCAGUCAACGUGUUAAAGAACUCUGAAUCUGUAGCUCUAGAAACAUUUUCGUAAAGGAUCGGAUACCUGGUCUGUUCUUACAGUUUUAUUCUCGUGAACUACCCUUUUUCUAGCCCAAAGAAGUCAUAUUUUUUAGACGAAACAAAAAGAGAGAAAGGAAAUUCUGCGAGCAUAUACACCCUCUGCUUCUCUCGAGAAGAGAAUUCACAGUUCGAGGCUGCAACAACUGGAAAUUGCGCGUAAAAGGAUACGCUGACACGAAAAAAGAAACGUUUUGUCCUUCUGUACUUGUCUUAUACGUCAUUAGUAUUACGCUGUAUGCGACAUUAAUUGCACGCACGAUAAUGUCGCUCGAGAGGUUCCAAAGCGAGAAUCGUGGCAAAGUAUUCGUCUAAUUGCACGUAGAGUACUCGUAAAUGAGUGUUCGUCUUCUUUUUGUCGAUGGUCGCAGACUGCUUCGGGCAUUGCCAGCCGUUUCGUUUACCAUUUGGAAGUAGGUUUGUACCGAGACGAUAGAGUAACAAACCAAAGACGCGAAGCUAGGAGAGGAAAAUAAAAAAAGCAAAAAACAGAAAAAUUCUGAACGGAAGUCGUGCUUAAACGAUACAUAACACAUCGUCCUCUUCAACCAUAAGCGACGUAUGUUAUUAAGAUUUUGGGAAAUUUCGAUACCAUUCGAGUUUCCCUCGUUUAUUGGACAUUUAGCGAAACGUAGCUUUUAUAAUCUAAGUUUAACGUUGCUUUAUAGUGUUCUCCUCGAAACGAUGCAUUCUGAAUAUUCAUUGUUUCUUCUCUAUCUGUCUCUCUCUUUCUUUUUUUUAAUUAGUUUAAUAAGAUAAUAGAGAUUUUAUGUACAACAGCGUGCAACUUGGAUAUUUUUCAGUUAAAAGGAAGUAUACAGGAAGGAAUAUUCCACCACUUGCAGGAUUCAUCUAUGUCCUUCCUUGAAUCCUUCUUUGGAUCCUUCUUUGAAUUUUCCCAUUCAACGUUCCCUCCAGUUUCUAUUUAGACUUUCUUUGGAUUCUCAUAAAAUUAAAGGCAAUUGGUGGAAAGCUCCUAUUCUUACGCUUCAUCUUUAACCGGGAGAAAUCUAUAUUGCAACCGAGUGUAAUUUUUAACGCUAUUAAGGAAUUAUAUAUUGUUUAAAUCUUUAGAGUUUCGACUACAAAUGUAGGAGAUUCUCCGAUUUUUAAACUUCUUCGGAAAAAAACUGUCUUUCCGUUGUAUACGAUCAUCCAAGAAUGUAUGGUAAAAUUUUGUUGAAAAAAGAACACUUAAACGCGGUUCAACAACUUAAUCAGUUUGCGAGUUUAGAGACCAAUUUGUACCCUGUGUUAUUUUUUACUAUGUCUCUCUUUAUUGUUACCAUUCAGUUCUUAACACAUUCGCUAUCAGAGUAACGAGCAUGUUAAAAUCUUAAAUUGUUAUUUCAAUAUAUAUAAAAAAUAAACAAAGAUCGUUUUGAACGAUGUACGUGGCUCGAAAUUAUGUUACUUUAUUCGAUGUUUUGUAAAAACGAAAAAAGGAAAAGGUCGAGCACUGAUAGCGAACUUGUUAAUUGAUCGUGAGAUCUUGUUUCAGCGUGAAUUUUAUUGCUUGUUGUUCUAAUAUUAAAUGGACAAUUAUUGCAAACGAUCGAAUAAUAUAUAUAUAUAUAUUAUUGUUUCUUACUAGAACACCCUAAUCAAGGGUACAAUUGCAUUAUCGCAAUUCGCUUGAACCGCUAAGACUGCUGGAAUAUUGUAUAUUACUUUUUCCGCAAAUUUGAUUUCAAUCGCGUACAUAGAAUAUAUAUUACUCUAGUCGAAAUGUGUGCUAUAAUUCUCGUAACGAACACGGCGAAAUCAUUUCUUUCUUUUUAUCUGUUCCAUGUUGUUUGUUAAUCAACGAAGGUGAGCUGCGAGUGAUCUAUUCAUAUACGCAGAACGUUCCUUAUCGUAAAGGAUAUUUAAUCCUGGAACAGAAAAUUUCCAUUUAAAUUUGUUAAUGUUAAGAUAACGUAGAAUUUGUUAAUUUCAAUAAUUUAACAACAAAUAUUUAUUCAUUUUUGAAUAAAAUACGUUUUAUUUGCUGACAAAGCGUUAAGCGGGAAAUAAAAAAAAAAAUGAAAAAUAUCGACGAACAAAAGAAAUGAAAAAAAUUAAUUAAGUUUUAAAGAAAAAAUAUCCAGGAAUUAAAUAUUUACAUUCGCAUGGUGCUCUAAAUUGAUACUUGGUAAACUACGUGACCAUGUUGUUCUUGUUGCUGUUUGCGUACCUGUUCGGUUAAUUGCACGUGGUUCUGUUUUACCAACUAUUUUUAAAUCGUGUUUACCAAGUAUCGAUAUUAACGACAAUACGCGCUUUCUUUUACGUCGACAAAUUUUCGUAUUGCUACGACGAGAAAGAAUAAAAAUUGUAAGAUUUAUUGUAAAAAUCUUGCAGAAUCGAAUUAGUGAAUUUCGCCGUAAUAUUUCUGAAAGAGGGGUAGUUGACCUUUUAUUUGACGAGAUAAAAUUAUUAAAGAUGUGCAGAGUGCCUUGAAUUUUGGGUCGGGUUGGAAAAAGAUAAUGAGAUCACAGAUGCAAAUUAAAUUUCGCCAAGUUGGAUCGCGCGGAAUUGAAUUGUGUUAAUUUGAAUCAUAUCGAUUUCCCGAGUUCGAGAAUAAAUUAGUAAUAGAGAACCAUUCUCACUCGGUAUCCUCCGAAAUUUCCAAUCUCGUCUCAAAAUUUUAAGAUUCGCGCAUCUCUAAAAAUUACAAAACGAAUAAUUUCUUUUUUGUUGAAAUAAAAAUAUUUUAUGUGCAAACUUACGAGGAAUCUUCAAAUAAGAGGUUAACGUUUAUCAUGAUGUUAUUUAAUUUCUCUGUUGCGUUCUUCGCGUCUGGAGAACCAUUUUUUGCGAGUGAUCGCUUUUGUUGACUAUCCAAAGAUGUAACUAUUAACAUUUACAGUUCUAUCUUUUAUAUAGCUCGUUAUGAUUUUUUUACCAUAUAUAUGUAUAUAUAUGUGCAUAUCUCUUCAUAGAAUUUCAUCGUGACAACGUAGUAUGCAUCGAGUUUCCAUUGAAUGAAAGUUGAAACGAGAAAAAAAUGGAUAAGAAAAGAAUGUCUAGUUAUUCGUCAUUGCAUUUGGCCAUGUUUUUUGAUUGUUAUAUUUAUUCAUUAUUCUAUGAUAGGUUUAUCACUGUUCUAGCGAUCUGUUACACGACUUUUGAAUCGAGCGAUUUCGUGUCUGUUUCUAUGGAAGAAUGAUUAUUUUUCAUGGGACAACUAGUACGGUUGAGAUAUUGAAUUCGUGGUAUAUUUGCACACGCGUGCUUAGACAGUUUCGAUAAUAGACUCACGUUCACCAUUUACCUACAUUUUUAUUUAUAUAUUUUAUCUGUGCAUGAGUAGACGAUUAAGGUAAUUUUGCAAGUUAAUAAAAAUGAAUGGUAAAAGAAGUA
This is a messenger RNA of Megachile rotundata (alfalfa leafcutting bee), 8944 nucleotides long. RefSeq lists its product as uncharacterized. Gene Ontology annotation, biological process: protein dephosphorylation. Gene Ontology annotation, cellular component: protein phosphatase type 2A complex. Gene Ontology annotation, molecular function: protein phosphatase regulator activity; calcium ion binding. The record is from RefSeq and is a predicted model, not a curated record. NCBI's taxonomy places the organism in Eukaryota, Metazoa, Arthropoda, Insecta, Hymenoptera, Megachilidae.